Messenger RNA from Onychomys torridus (southern grasshopper mouse), 4977 nucleotides. It is a transcript of the gene Sema5b, whose product is annotated as semaphorin 5B. The transcript has 22 exons. Bases 376 to 3657 code for a protein of 1093 amino acids. Gene Ontology annotation, molecular function: semaphorin receptor binding; chemorepellent activity. Lineage: Eukaryota; Metazoa; Chordata; Mammalia; Rodentia; Cricetidae. The record is from RefSeq and is a predicted model, not a curated record. Gene Ontology annotation, biological process: negative regulation of axon extension involved in axon guidance; axon guidance; semaphorin-plexin signaling pathway.
CCCCUUCUGCUCCCUCGCUCUCCUCCUCCCCUCUCUCUCCGGCGCGCGGGGUCUGGAGCUAGUUGGAGCGCGGGGGUUGGUGCUGGAGCCCAGCUCCGCCGAGCCCGGCGGGUCGGCCGCGCAUCCAGCGGUUGUUGGAGCAGCCCGAGCGCAGCGGGCCCGACCGGAGACGGGGACUGCAUCGGAGCUCUGAGCCCACAGCCGGGAUCCUUCUUGUUCGGCCGCCCCAUUCCCAGACGGGCCACCAGCUCUCGGGUUCGUCACCGUGGUCUGCACCGCCGGGAGCCCAGGGCCGCGGGGAACCCGGCACCUGCGCGUGCUGCCGGGAGGUUUCCCCGGCCUGCCUCCAGGAGCUAGGCGGCAGAGGGGCCCACCAUGGUUGGCCCAGGACCCCUGGCUGUCUCCAUGUUGCUGCCCAGCCUCACCCUGCUGGUGUCCCACCUCUCCAGCUCCCAGGACAUCUCCAGUGAGCUCAGCAGUGAGCAGCAGCUGUGUGCCCGGCAGGAGCACCCUAUCGUAGCCUUUGAAGAUCUGAAGCCGUGGGUCUCCAACUUCACCUAUCCUGGAGUCCGGGAUUUCUCCCAGCUUGCUCUUGAUCCCUCCAGGAACCAGCUCAUCGUGGGAGCUAGGAACUACCUCUUCAGACUCAGCCUUGCCAAUGUUUCCCUUCUUCAGGCUACAGAGUGGGCCUCCAGUGAGGACACACGUCGCUCCUGCCAGAGCAAAGGGAAGACUGAGGAGGAGUGUCAGAACUAUGUUCGAGUCCUGAUUGUUUCCGGUCGGAAGGUGUUCAUGUGUGGCACCAAUGCCUUUUCCCCAGUGUGCUCCAGCAGACAGGUGGAGAACCUCAGCCGGACUAUCGAGAAGAUCAAUGGUGUGGCCCGAUGCCCCUACGAUCCACGACACAACUCUACAGCCGUCAUCUCCUCCCAGGGGGAGCUCUAUGCCGCUACCGUCAUUGACUUCUCAGGUCGGGACCCAGCCAUCUACCGCAGCCUGGGCAAUGGGCCACCGCUUCGCACUGCCCAGUAUAACUCCAAAUGGCUCAAUGAGCCAAAUUUUGUGGCAUCCUUUGACAUUGGGCUGUUUGCAUAUUUCUUCCUCCGGGAGAAUGCAGUGGAACAUGACUGUGGGCGCACUGUGUACUCUCGGGUAGCUCGAGUGUGCAAGAAUGAUGUGGGGGGCCGUUUCCUGCUGGAGGACACAUGGACCACGUUCAUGAAGGCCCGGCUCAACUGCUCCCGCCCAGGAGAGGUCCCCUUCUACUAUAACGAGCUGCAGAGUGCCUUCCACCUGCCCGAGCAGGACCUCAUCUAUGGCGUCUUCACCACCAAUGUAAACAGCAUCGCCGCUUCUGCCGUCUGCGCCUUCAACCUUAGUGCCAUCUCCAGGGCUUUCAACGGCCCGUUUCGUUACCAGGAGAACCCCAGGGCUGCCUGGCUCCCUAUAGCCAACCCCAUCCCCAAUUUCCAGUGUGGCACCCUGCCUGAGACUGGCCCCAACGAGAACCUCACGGAGCGCAGCCUGCAGGACGCACAGCGGCUCUUCCUGAUGAGCGAAGCCGUGCAGCCGGUGACACCUGAACCCUGUGUCACCCAGGACAGCGUCCGCUUCUCACAUCUCGUGGUAGACCUUGUGCAAGCUAAGGACACGCUCUACCAUGUACUCUACAUAGGCACAGAGUCAGGCACCAUCCUGAAAGCGCUGUCCACUGCCAGCCGCAACCUGCGGGGCUGCUACCUAGAGGAGCUGCACGUGCUGCCCCCUGCGCGCCUUGAACCUCUUCGGAGCCUGCGCAUCCUGCACAGUGCGCGUGCGCUCUUCGUGGGAUUGAGCGACCGGGUGUUGCGGGUCCCGCUGGAGAGGUGUUUGACCUACCAUAGUCAGGGGGCAUGCCUGGGAGCACGGGACCCAUACUGCGGCUGGGACAGGAAACGGCAACAUUGCAGCACCCUGGAGGACAGUUCCAACAUGAGCCUCUGGAUCCAGAACAUCACAGCCUGUCCUGUGCGGAAUGUGACACGGGAUGGGGGAUUUGGCCCAUGGUCACCAUGGAAACCAUGUGAGCACUUAGAUGGAGACAACUCGGGUUCUUGCCUGUGCCGGGCCAGAUCCUGUGACUCCCCAAGGCCUCGCUGUGGGGGCCUGGAAUGCCUGGGGCCAUCCAUCCAUAUCGCCAAUUGCUCCAGGAAUGGGGCGUGGACCACUUGGUCAUCGUGGGCACAGUGCAGCACGUCCUGUGGGAUCGGCUUCCAGGUCCGUCAGCGAACUUGCAGCAACCCCGCUCCCCGCCACGGGGGCCGCAUCUGCGUGGGCAAGAGCCGGGAGGAGCGGUUCUGUAAUGAAAAUACACCUUGCCCGGUGCCUAUUUUCUGGGCUUCCUGGGGCUCCUGGAGCAAGUGCAGUAGCAACUGUGGAGGCGGCGUGCAGUCGCGCCGUCGGACCUGCGAGAAUGGCAACUCCUGCCCGGGCUGCGGCGUGGAGUUCAAGACGUGCAACCCGGAGGCCUGCCCGGAAGUGCGGCGCAACACACCCUGGACGCCCUGGCUACCCGUGAACGUGACCCAAGGUGGCGCACGACAGGAGCAGCGCUUCCGCUUCACGUGCCGCGCGCCGCUGCCGGACCCGCACGGCCUGCAGUUCGGCAAGAGGAGGACGGAGACCAGGACCUGCCCGGCCGACGGCAGCGGAGCCUGCGACACCGACGCCCUGGUGGAGGAUCUCCUGCGCAGCGGGAGCACGUCCCCGCACUCUCUGAGCGGUGGCUGGGCCGCCUGGGCCCCCUGGUCAUCCUGCUCCCGAGACUGCGAGCUGGGCUUCCGGGUCCGCAAGAGAACGUGUACCAACCCGGAGCCCCGCAACGGAGGACUGCUCUGCGUGGGAGAUGCUGCGGAGUACCAAGACUGCAAUCCGCAGGCUUGCCCAGUGCGGGGUGCCUGGUCCUGUUGGACCGCGUGGUCCCAGUGCUCAGCAUCCUGCGGCGGUGGCCACUAUCAACGCACCCGUUCCUGUACCAACCCUGCACCAUCCCCGGGUGAGGACAUCUGCCUCGGGCUGCACACGGAGGAGGCACUAUGUGCCACGCAGGCCUGCCCAGAAGGCUGGUCACUGUGGUCUGAGUGGGGUGUCUGCACCGAGGAUGGGGCCCAGAGCAGGAGCCGGAGCUGUGAGGAGCUUGUCUCAGGGCCCGGUGCCUGUGCUGGCAACAGCAGCCAGAGCCGGCCCUGUCCCUACAGUGAGAUUCCUGUCAUCCUGCCUGCCUCCAGUGUGGAAGAGACCACCAGUUGUGGAGGGUUCAAUCUCAUCCAGCUGGUAGCCACUGGUGUGUCCUGCUUCCUGGGCUCUGGGCUCUUGACCUUGGCGGUGUACCUGUCUUGUCAGCACUGCCGGCGCCAGUCUCAAGAAUCCACGCUUGUCCAUCCUGCCACCCCUAACCACUUGCACUACAAGGGUGGAGGCACCCCCAAGAAUGAGAAGUACACCCCCAUGGAAUUCAAGACACUGAACAAGAACAACUUGAUCCCUGACGACAGAGCCAACUUCUACCCACUACAGCAGACCAAUGUGUACACAACCACCUACUACCCCAGCCCACUGAACAAGCCCAGCUUCCGGCCAGAGGCCUCACCUGGACAGCGCUGUUUCCCCAACAGCUGAUCCCACCCUCCCGGACUUGGGCUCCUUGCCUUCCCAAGGCACAGAACAGUGGAAUGGGACAGUAGAGCCAUUUUGGUUUGCCCUCUGCCCUGAGCUGAGAACUUGCUUGCCUGGCCUGUGGUCCCAUCGGGCUUCAGAAAGCUCUGCCUGUCAUUGACCAUGGGAGAGAGGGCUGGCUUCAGGCUGGCACAUGGCCGCAGAUCCAGUUCAGCCCAGGUUUCAUGGUCUCCCAUGACCCACAAUCACUUUCUCCUGCCAUGUCUGAGCUGUGGACCUACUGGGCGUGUGUGUGGAAAUUGGAGAGUAGAGAUGGCAGGAGAGGGGGCUCUUUGGUUUGGGGUUGGAAAUGACCUCCAGUGGCCGCCAUUAAGUCUGCCCCCUUUUGAAUGGCCCUCUGAAACAUCUGAGCUGCAUCCAGCUUGUCAUUGAAAGGAACUCAUCAAAUGUCCCAGCAGCUUCAGCUCUCAGCCCAGGGCUGGACCACUCAGAUGUUGCUCCCUGAGUGUCACCGGGGACCAGUGCUGGCCUAGGUUGACCACCUCUGUCAGGAAGUCUGUAUCUUGACCAGGGGCAUCCCUCUGGUUAGGGGCAAUGAGGGCUGAGAACUGGAGGCUGUGCUGUGCUGAGAGGCCCUUUGAUCUGACUCGGUCGGGGCCUUAGCCUUGCCUUCAGAACGCUCACAAGGUGACCUGAAAGGAAAAAAGACUCAAGAACACAGGAGGCAGAGUCUGGCCUCCAUGCUGAUGGAGACUGUUGCUGCUCAAGAGUCGUUGGCUGAGAACUGCUUGGAAGUCUCUGCUGGCCCCUCGUGUAUUCAGGAACACACCACACACACACACACACACACACACACACACACACACACACACACACGCCAUCUGCCACAGCAAUGAAAAGGAUGUUAAGCUGUGGCAUUAUUAAUUAAAGAUGAUAUCCAGUCUCCAAAUGGAACUGUCUUUGUGCAUAUGUGUGUGGGCCCUCUUGGCAUGGAGUAGUCCAUCAAGGCAAUGCUCAAGCUAACAGAUGGUUUCUCAAGAUGGAGGAAAUGACCGAGUGAAGUUUGAGUUUAAUAGAGACCAUCUUUCUGGGUGGGGGUUUAUGUGCACACACAUAUUCUUCUUUCAGAAAAGAAGCUGGCUGUAAACAGACUUCACCAGUGAGGUCACUAGGUACAGCAAAGUCAACAGCAGAGAGUGGUGUGGGCCUGCCCUGAGCAGCUCCUGCAUGGAGAUGGGGAAUUCAGCAGGAGAGCAUUGAUGAGGAUGAUUCAUGGAUAUGCUCGAAGCUGAGUUUAACAAAACCAAAUUGAGAAAUGAUGCC